AUUCUUCUCAGUCGCGGUUUUUCUCGCAUUUUCCAUUGAGUUCUCGUUCCCAUUCAAGCUCAAGCUGUCCUGAAUAGCUGCUAACUUUUGAUUAUUAUCGAGCAAGCUAUUGCUAACCUAAUUUAGUCGUCAAUGGAGCUGCCGCAAAAAGAACAAGAAGAACAACAGUUACUAUGGAAAUCAACUUCUGAGCCUGAAUCCAUGAUUACAGUGACUCUUGGCAGAGUGAUGAGCACGCUCCUCUCUGCUCACCCUAAAAAGCUCCAUGACUCCAUUUCUCGCCUUUCUCCUCAACAAAAAACGACGUCACUUGGUUCUAUAGAUGAGUCGCUAUGGUUUCUGUACAAGUAUGUAAGAGACGUGGUUCAUAGAGAGGAAACAUUGGACGAAGUUCUUGUUCCCAUGAUUGAACACUCAUUGAGGAGCAAGGGGUCAAAGCAUGGUGAUCAAGCUCUGAUUCUUCUAAAUUGGUUAUUUAAAGAUGAACAUCUUUUCCAAGUUCUGGCCAUGAAUCUUUCUAAUAUUAUUAUGAGGAAGGAUGAUCGUUAUAUAUCCCUUGGCUGGUGUAUCCUUGUGCGCAGUCUCUUGGAGAAUGGGAGUACAAUGGAUCAACACUUUUUAAAUGGAAUAAGUGCAAAGUAUGAUGCAUUGUUGAAGAUUCUUUGUUCUUGUAUUCCACAGUUAUCAUAUGUAGUAUGUAAAGGAAGUAAUAUGCAGAAUGGAUUUGAGUUGCCGUCUCGCCUUUCAGUAUCUGCUGCUGAUUGUUUUAUAUCUCUGACCGAGGCUUUAACAAAAAAGCCUAAAGUUUCAAGUGACAGUCAAAAAUCAUCAAAUUCAAAAGCAUCAGAUCGACCAGUUAUCUUUAUGCCGUCUGCCUCUGAGGAGAAGAAAGUGGAGCCAACAAAUGAAUUUUCAGAACUCUCAAACGUGGACAAGGGGUUUUUGCUUUGGGAUUAUCUGGAAGACCUUGCAGUUCUUGUGCAGAGACUUCUUGCAUGGAACAGAAAAAGUCGGCCUUUACAUGCUAAAGGACUAGAGAAAGUUCUCAAGUGGUUGGAGGAACUAAAAGAGCUUUAUUGUGGCAUUCAAGAUGAGACAGGCUCAAAAAAUUUCAAGUCUGGACCACUGCUACUUUCUUCUUGUUGGAAGCAUUACAGCAUGUUACUGCAUUUGGAAGAUCACAAAUUUUCUAAGCACUGCAAAGAACUGUUAGACCAAUAUUUAUCAGGCAUUCAGUAUUACAUUGACAGCCAUUCUGAGCGACAUACAGAUGGAAAAGAUGGUGGUGUUGAGACCAGAAAGUUUUUCCUGAAUUGCAUUUGCCUCUUAUUGGGACGGUUGGAUAUCAAGAAAUUUGAAGUCAUGAUGAUGGAAUAUGGAACACAGAUGUCACAUGUUCUUCUAUCACAGCUUCACUGUCAUGAUGAAGAUGUGAUCGAUGCGGUUGUUUGCAUAUUUAAGGCAGCCCUUUUCAGGCAGAACCAUUCAUCCGGAAGCAGAUUCACUGAUACCAGACAGAUGGAUUCCCUGCUACCAUUGCUGCUUCAUCUUCUAGAUGAGCGGGAUGGUGCAGCAAGAGCUGUUGUUAUGCUCAUAGCAGAAUACUGCUCCAUAAGUGCAGAUGGUCACUGCCUUAAAGAAGUUCUUGAACGCUUCACUUCGGGAAACAUUAUCCAGAGGAGGAAUGCUGUUGAUGUUAUAUCAGAGCUCAUUUCCAUAUCAUCACAAACAGAUAGCACAAAUUCUCAUUUGGCAUGGCAAGAUAUAGCUAACCACUUGCUUGAGCGACUUGGAGAUGAAGAAUCUGUAAUCCGUGAGCAAGCAUCCAAUUUGCUUCCAAUGAUUGACCCCUCAUUGGUAUUGCCAACACUUGUUCGUCUUGUUUAUUCAUCUGACGACAAAGUACAAUCAUCUGCUAGUGCUGCCUGCAUUGGGCUACUCAAAUAUCAUAACCAAAAUUUUGAAGUUAUAUCUAUGCUGCUUGACUGUCUUAGCAACAUUAGUCAAAGCCCAGAGAUUGCAGUUAAUACUGCAGAAGGAUCAAAGGUGGAUAGUGAUCGAGUGCUGAAGCUGAUCCCUCUGUGGUCUAAAAGUGUUCAAGACUGGAAAUCCUUGAUCGUGCUGUUGAUUGACAAGAUGUAUGCAGAACCAUCAAAUGCAAUUAUUGUCAGGUUUUUGAGUUAUAUAAGUGAACAUUUAGCUGAAGCUGCUGAUUUAGUCCUCUCUUGUGUUUUGUCACAGAUGAGAGGACAGAAAAUGAUAGAUGAAAGCAUCUCCAAAUGGGAAUGUGGAAACUUUACAAGUGAAGAAUCUAUGGAAAUGCAGCAGUCUCUCUUUGAGCGCCUUUGCCCAUUACUUAUUAUUAAGCUGCUUCCACUGAGAGUUUUUGAUGACAUCAAUUCAUAUACCAUGUAUGGCCAGUGUCUCAAUAAAGAAACUUUUCAUGAGGAAAUCGAUAUCAUUGCUCACCAGUGUGUUGCCGCUUUCCUUCUAAACAGGGCAUUCUCUAAGUUUGAAUUUGUAGAUGUACGGAAACUUGCUGCUGAACUCUGUGGCCGCAUUCAUCCUCAAGUGCUCCUUCCAAUUGCUCGCACGCAAUUAGAAAGUGCUGCCGGUUCUCAGGACAUACUGAAGAUUAAAGCUUGUUUAUUUUCAGUCUGUACUUCCUUAGUGAUUAGAGGAAAGGAUUCAAUUAAGCAUCCUGCAAUACUUGCAAUUAGGAAAAUGUUAGAAGCAAUUAUGUUAUGGCCUUCUUCAGCUGGGGAUGAAGUAUAUAAAGCACAACACGGGUGUAUUGAUUGCUUGGCACUGAUUAUAUGUGCUGAUCUACAAUCUCCUGAACUAAAAAGUGGUAAUCCUGGGGAUACUGUCACAAGAAACUCUGUCCUUACAUCUGUAAUCUAUCAUAUUAUAAAUGAUAAGAAUGAAGUCAUUUCAAGCUUCAAGUUGGGUUGUGAAAAUUGUGCACUGGAGGAGCCGGCAUCACUCUCAUUCCGUCUGUGCAUGAUUAAUGUUCUGAUUAGUGCUUGCCAGAAGAUCACAGAUUCUGGCAGGAAAGCCUUUGCCGAAAGAUCUCUUCCACUUCUCAUUCAUUCUGUUGAGGGGAUUAUGGACCCAGAGAUUAGAGCCGCUUGUAUCCAGUUUCUCUUCUCAGCUGUGUACCAUCUGAAGUCUAUAGUUAUUCCUUAUUCAUCUGAUCUACUCAAACUCUCCCUUAAAUUUAUUGGAAAAGGGUCAGAGCAGGAAAAGAUGGCCGGUGUGAAGCUAAUGACAUGCCUUCUGGCUGGUGAUGAUGAGAUGUUGGAGACUUUAUCAGAGGUACUUGUAGAUGCAAGAUCUGAGCUUUCAAGUUUAUCUUCAACUGAUCCUUCCCUCAACCAUUUAAGAAAGUUAAGUGAAAAAUUACUUGCAUGCAUGAAUUCUUAAACUUGUGAUAUCUGAAAAAACUUGUUUUGUACAGAACAUUACCCCAAUGACUAAUUUUUUACUUCAUAGGCAGUGUAUUAGUUUUACAUGAUAGAUGUGGCAGUAAUUUUCUACCUAACAAAAGAGAUUGAUGUUGCUACUUUACUGAUUGAUUCGAGUAAAAAUAGAGCAAGCCGAGAAAGAUAAAAGUUUGGUAGAA
Mangifera indica (mango) is the source of this 3625-nucleotide messenger RNA. RefSeq lists its product as uncharacterized. NCBI's taxonomy places the organism in Eukaryota, Viridiplantae, Streptophyta, Magnoliopsida, Sapindales, Anacardiaceae. The record is from RefSeq and is a predicted model, not a curated record. The transcript has 24 exons. Bases 133 to 3426 code for a protein of 1097 amino acids.